Molecule: messenger RNA, 1098 nt
Organism: Triticum turgidum subsp. durum (durum wheat)
Lineage: Eukaryota; Viridiplantae; Streptophyta; Magnoliopsida; Poales; Poaceae
Source: the annotation of a GenBank genome assembly
AUGGGGAUCAAGCCGUCGUCAUUGCGACCCCCAUGGAGCUCGCCCGCGCCCCCUGCGACCGAAGGCGGUGGCACUCCCGUUUGGCUGCCGCACGACGUCGUCUUCGACAUCCUGUCGUGGAUGCCGGUGAAGUCGGCGUGCCGGUUCAAAUCCGUGUGCCGGGAGUGGCGCGCCCUCAUCAACGACCCUGGCUUCGUCGCCGCGCACAAGGCUCGUGCGGAGCCGCUCCUCGCCAUCGCCGCCAACUCGUGCGACGAGCCAUCGACCCUGCGGCUCAUCGACAUGGACGGCCACAUCAUCAAGGUGAUAAAAAACUCUCAUCCGAUUUUAAGGUUUGUCUGCAGCAGCCCUGGCAACCUGGUGUGUGUCGUCGGCUAUUCGCUGGAGACAGCCAGAGUGCUCAACCUUGCAACCGGAGAGGCCACUGUGAUUCACCGCAAAUUUAGCUUUAUGGGCUUCGGCCGCGCCGCCCCGUCGGGUGCCUACAAGAUGGUCAGCAUAAGUCCCAGCACCUGUGAGAUCCUCACGGUAGGGGAUGACGUGGGCUGGAGGCAAACGCAGCCCCUGCCUAGCAGCAUCUCCUAUAACAGCCGCCCUGUCGUGGUCAGGGGUGUCAUGUACUUGAUGUUAGCUCCACAGCUCAAUGGUGAUAGCGUGACCUGCUUCGAUCUGGAGAGUGAGAAGUGGAAUGGGGGAAUCAAAGGCCCACCGAAUAUCCAACUUCACCGGUUUGACAUUACCUUGGAGGAACUCAACGGGGCCCUGUGUAUGCUCCAGCCGGAGGUAGGAAACAUUUACCAUGGAACCAUGAGCAUAUGGCUCCUAAUCGAUUCCCGCAAGGGGGUCUGGAUCAAGGUGUACUCGAUCCCUGUGGACCCGUCUGCCUAUGGUCCCAUUGUGCCUUUGAGGAUAUUACGUGAUAACGGUAAACUGCUCUUCCAUGUCACGCUUAAAAUCGACGAAUUCGCGGUGCUGCAAAUCUAUGACCCUCGUCAUCGGACAUUCACGGACGCCCCCAAGAUGCUCGCGGGUGACAACGGUGGCGGUAUCAGCUUUUGCAGCCUGCAUUUGGAUAGUUUUCUGCCCGCCACCGUCUAG